GGCACUCCGCUAUUUACCGGCGACUUGAAACAAUCGUCAGGGCUGAUCACGUAUCAGGACUUUCCAAUAUUGGUCUUUGGUCUAAUUCGAUUUCUUGAAUUGAUCUUUGUUUACGAGGAAACCCAGCAAACACAGUGCAUUGGGGUCUACGAAAAUUAACAACAUGAAGCUUUCAAGCUGCAGAAAAGGACUCUGUGUCCUUGCUGUAGUGACAACUCUUUUUAGUUUUACCUCUGCCCGUCUUGCUGUGAUGUCUGUAGAUCUCGGAGGAGAGUUCAUGAAGAUUGCCAUUGUAAAGCCUGGUGUUCCAAUGGAGACAGUCCUGAACAAAGAGUCAAGUCGAAAAACUCCCACCAUGGUAGCAUUUCGAGAUGGAGAAAGACACUUUGCCAGCCAGGCUCAAACUACUGCUAUCAAGUUCCCUCCCAAAGCCUUUUUCUACCUGGGUCAGAUUGUUGGCCGCAGUUACGACGACCCUCAGGUAGAGCUGUACAGGAAGAGGUUCCCGUUCUACAACUUGCUCAAGGAUGAGGAGAGGGGCACAGUGCUCUUCAAGAUUGAUGAUGACACCUCUUACAGCCCUGAGGAAUUGUUGGGUAUGAUCUUGGAAAAGGCUAGAGAAUAUGCUCAAGAAUUUGCUGAACAAGAGAUCAAAGAUGCUGUGAUCACUGUGCCGGCGUUUUACAACCAGGCGGAACGCCGCGCUGUCAUGGCGGCAGCCAACAUGGUGGGCCUCAACGUGCUCCAGCUGAUGAGCGAUAACGCUGCCGUUGCUCUGAACUAUGGUGUUUUCCGACGCAAGAAUUUCAACAGCACCAUGCAGUACUAUAUGUUCUAUGACAUGGGAGCUACCAGCACAACGGCUACCAUCGUUGGGUACAACGUAGUGAAAACUAAAGAAGGUACCCUCCUGGAGUCUAACCCUCAGCUGACUGUCAAGGGAGUUGGGUUUGACCGCACUCUGGGCGGGCUGGAGUUCACGCUGAGGCUGCGCUCGCACCUGGCCAAGGCCUUCAACAACCAGAAGAAAACGAAGACGCAGGUGGAGGAGAAUAACCGAGCCAUGGCCAAGCUGUUCAAAGAAGCGGAGCGAGUCAAGAAAGUCCUCAGCGCCAACAACGACCACACCGCUCAGGUGGAGGGUCUGUUGGAGGAGAAGGAUUUCCGAUCUCCCGUGACCCGGCCCGAGCUGGAGGAGAUGUGCCAGGAUCUGUUUGAGCGAGUCACCAAGCCUGUGGAGGAGGCGCUCAAGGUCUCCGAAAUCACGCUGCCGGAGAUCAGCGAGGUUAUUCUGAUGGGCGGUGGCACCCGCACACCAAAAGUGCAAGAGCUGCUGCUGAAAUUCCUUGGCAGAUCUGAACUGGGCAAGAGCAUCAACACAGAUGAGGCCGCAGCCCUGGGGGCGGUCUACCAAGCUGCUUACCUGGGCAAAGGCUUCAAGGUCAAGAAGUUUGGUGUCAGAGAGGGGAACAUCUACCCCAUCAAUGUUGAGUUUGAGAAGCAGAAGACAGAGGAGAGUGGUGAGAAGAGCAAGGUGAUCAAGCGCACCCUGUUUGGCCGCAUGAACCCGUUCCCCCAGAAGAAAGUGAUGACCUUCAACAAGCACACCAAGGACUUCCAUUUUGACGUCCUCUACAGCAGCCUCGACUUCCUUUCUGAGGCCGACAAAGGAGCUGGGCAGCGCUAUUGGUGGUCUGUUUGGAGGGUCCAGCCCAGAGGAUGACCACAAGGUGGAGGACACGCCGGACACGCCAGAGUGGGAAACAGUGUAUUUGUCAGCCAAUGAAGACGGUGACACCAUGAAGCCGGCCGGUGAAGCGGACGAUAAGGAGAGUGCAGGAGAUGCUGGCUCAGAAGGGCAGGAUAAGGGAGAGCAGACCGGGGCUAAGGAAGAGGAGAAGAAGGAUGCAAAGGAGGAACAGGGAGAAGGUGAGAGUGAUGGGGAGCAGAAAGACGACAAAGAGAAACCUGCGAAAGAGGAGGAAGCACCGAAGGAGGGAGGAGAGGAGACUGGGGAGAAAGCGGAGAAGUCAGGAGAGGGAGAAAAGGCUGGGGAGGAAGGAGCUAAGGAGUCUGACAAGAAAGAGAAAUCUGAAAAGAAGGCCAACAGCUCUGAGAAAGGCUCCGAAGGUGAGGCUAAGGAGACGGAGGAGAAAAAGCCGCCCAAGGUGGUGAGCAUCAAAGAGGAGAUCAAGGCCGAAGUAGAGGCUCUGGACCUCAAGGACAUUUCCACUGACCAGCUCAAAGCUGCCAAGAAAAGGUUGUCGGACCUGCGGGCGGCGGACAAGGCUAAGGUGGAGCUGGAGAAAGCCCAGAACGAGCUGGAGGCGUUCAUCUUUGACUUCCAGGACAAGCUAAGCCAGGGCCCGCACGAGAAGUGCACCACGGAGGAGGAGCGGGAGAAGCUGAACAAGAUGUUCAGCGAGGCCUCCGACUGGCUCUAUGAGCAGCCGGACGAUGCCAAGAAGUCUGAGUACACCAACAAGCUCAAGUCGCUGCGGGAGGCCACCAAGGACGUGAGCGUGCGCGUCUACGAGAUGGAGGAGCGGCCCAAGGCCCUGGAGGCGCUGCGCUCGGCCCUCAACCAGACGGGCCUGUUCAUGGCCACGGUGAAGAACAUCUCGGACGAGGAGGACCCCAUCUUCACCCAGGUGGAGCUGGAUACCCUGGAGAAGCUCAUCAAUGACACCACGAAAUGGCGGGAUGAAAAUGUGGCCGAGCAAAAGAAGUUGGCGCUGCACCAGAUGCCAUCCCUGAUCACAGAGGACAUUGCCCAGAAGAUCGCGGCCCUGGACAGAGAAAUGCGCUACCUCAUCAACAAAGCCAAAAAUUUCAAGCCUAAAGCUAAACCAAAAGAAGAGAAGAAGAAGGCGAGCAAUGAGACAAAGACGGAGAACACAACCACAACGGAGAGUCCGGAGCCCUCACAAGAAGAGGCUCCCCCGACUGAAGAGCCGGAGGCGAAACCGGACGAUGCAGCCGGCAGCGACACCCCAGCGGCAGACUCUCAGGAGAAGGCAGAGGCGCCCACCACCCCUGAAACGCCGACGUCUGACGACAGCGGAGAGCGUACCAGCUCGGGUAAGAGGCGGCCCAAAUCCAAGCGCAAGAGCUCACAGGCAGAGAGUCAAGAGGAGGUGUUGGAGCUAGACGCUGCAGCGGGGGACGCGGAGACCUCGACAGAGAAAGAGGCGAAGACAGAUAAAGACACAGAUCACGUGGAGUUAUAACACUGGCCCCCCACUCUAGAUGGUGUGUUCUGUCAGUUCUGUACAUUUGCUCGUGAGACCUCAUUGAUGGGAAAAAAAAAUAUUGCUGAGAUGAUCAUCUUUGUCAUCAUCAUCACAUAAUUGUCGUCCAUCAUCACCGUCAUCAUUUCCAUUCAUCUCUUCCUCGCCUCAGACCGGGUCAUCUUGUCGGUGAUGUCUGGAGCAAAAUGGUUAAGUUUGAAAGAGCCCUUUUUUUCUCUACAGGUGGGAGGGACAGAAAAUACUCUGCUUAGUUCUAGCUUCGUCUUUUUGGUUUCGUGAAUUGUUGGUGGGUGCUCUGAAGUGGCUUGCUCCUCCUUCUUUCUUAUCAAACACAUGUCGUCGGUAUCUCUUCUUCUUUUCCUUGUAUGUUACUUUCUGGUAACACAUCUAAUUUCUGAUACUCGCACGUUUUUUUGUAUUGCAAGUGCUGUAAAAGUCUUACGAAAUUUAAAUCUAACACCACUGAUUCUUAAAUACAUUUUUUAAAUCUUCAAGUUCUUACUGUACAAUGGAUUAGAUUGAAGAAAUUGAAUAGAAUCCAAGAGCUGUUUUAGCGUGUUAAGUUUUGCCCUGAGAAGGUAAAAGUGCGUCUUCUCAUGCUGGAGAGGGCAUCUGUGGUGUAGUGGUUAGCUGCUUUGCUGUUAGAUUGAGAGGACCUGAUUCGAUUUUUGUGCCGCGAGAAUUUUUGUCGAGUAUUAAGGUUGUUUUGCUGGGGUGAUAUAUCCCUCUCUCAGAACAGGUUUAACCCUAGCAAGCAAGGUCAAAGCUUGCUUCCUGAAUGAUCUAAAUUGUGUCGAUAGGAGCGUUAUAAUACCUACAGUUUAAACAUUAAAAUAGGCGGGGAGCUCAUUGUUGAAAAAUUUAAGUUUUUAUGUCAGUGAGAACUUUUUCUUUUAGUUGUCUUGGACUUUGCUACCGUGAUCCUGACAUGUUCAUAAUGAGUUUUCUACCUUCAGCAAGACGUUCUGAAACUUGAGUUAUUUUGGGAUUCUCUGUAUUGCCUAUUCACGCUCUUGACUCAGCUCUUUUAUCGGAAAUGUCAUGCCUCUUGAAGAAACUUUUAAGUAUCUACAGGGGCAUUUGACGCGUACCAUGUUAUUUAUUAUACAAUCCCUCCCUCACUCUGCCUGUCUCGCUUCUUCUGUUUCUGUCACUCUCUCCAUCUCUUCCGAUAAUUCGAACCAACUUGCUCACAAGUAAACAAUCUCAUCAAGCUGUUUAGUUUUAGUGUCAGAUUGUUUACCGAAAGUCUUUUUUUUAUUUGUCUGUGUAUAUGUGUUAAUUUUUCACCCGACAACUUGGAAGUUACCAGCAACCUCCACAAAAGUGACAAGUUGUGGUGAAUGUGUGCACAUCACAGCAAAUGGGUUGAAUAAAUAUUUAUCGAUUGUCAUGA
Molecule: messenger RNA, 4647 nt
Organism: Aplysia californica (California sea hare)
Lineage: Eukaryota; Metazoa; Mollusca; Gastropoda; Aplysiida; Aplysiidae
Product: hypoxia up-regulated protein 1
Biological process (GO): cellular response to hypoxia; negative regulation of hypoxia-induced intrinsic apoptotic signaling pathway; endoplasmic reticulum unfolded protein response
Cellular component (GO): endoplasmic reticulum chaperone complex
Molecular function (GO): ATP binding; ATP-dependent protein folding chaperone
Source: RefSeq, a predicted model, not a curated record